CACACUAAUACACAACAAUUUUUUUUCUUUGAUUUUCUUCUUUUUCUUUGAUUUUCGGUAGGAUUUCUUCGUUGUCCUGCAAUCCUUUGCGGUUGUUUUCUUUUGUUAGUUGAUACCCAGAAGAUGAAGACCAUACAGCGCAAGAUGUCCAGGCUCCAAAAGAGCUCCUCUGUGUAUUCCAAGUCCGUUUCCAUGAUGCACUUGGAGGAGCGAUUCCGAGAUAGCAUAGAGCCGGCGCAGAUAAAUCUUCUGCGUGAUCUGGACGAGAAGUUCUUCUCAAAUUCCUACCUGCUGGUGCAAAAUCUAAGCGAACGCUUCCCCUUCCUCGCGGGCAAGGUUAAGCUGUACGUGGACAUCCUCUCCAGACUACACGCGCACUACGUCUCUGAGGUGCACCAAGGUAGGGCAAUGCAUGAGAAGGUGAGAAAUGCGGACGACAAGCUGAAAAUGGCCCUGCGUACCACGGCCACCUCGGAGGCGAUGAUGGAGCACCUGCGUGAGUCCUUGGAGGAAGCCUGGCGGAACGAGGACACUACCAAGAAUCGCGAGGAGACCAUGCAGAUUCAGCUGAUGUCGCUGGUGCGCGGCGAUCAAUCAAAUAUGCCAAGAGUCAUGACCGAACAGGUGCCAAUCUCAACCAAGGACCUCCAACUUCAUCGCUUGGUCCUCCGGGAACGCGAUCGGCUGGCUGCCGAGCUUAAGGACUACCAAAAGCGCCUGCAAACUAACCGCAUUUACUCGGAGACGGUGGAAGGCAUGAUUGAGGUAUCCAAGGAGAUUAUCUCCAAGCUCAAUGCGCGGGUGAAAAAAGCCGAGUCGGAGAACUUUAGGCUGGAGCACAAAUGUAGUGUGGAGCAGGAUAAGUACGAGGAUCGGAUGUUGCAUCUGAACAAAGAGCUGGCAGCCGUAGUGCAGCAAAACCAGGAACUUAUGCAGGCCGAUAAGGAUUUUGUGGAGCUGGCUGCCACCAACGAAGCACUCAGGCAGCGCAACGAUCGGCUUUCGCGGGAGAACCAUACCCUGACCAAGUCCUUGCGCCUCAUGGAGGACGAGAAGAACAAGCUGCAGACGAGCCUGAAGGUGGCCGAGGGUUUUAACGAUGCCCAGAGACGGGAUAUGGCAGAUCUCGUAAUGGCGCGCCGUGCAGCCGAGCGGGAUGCCAAAAAAAAGGCUGACGACUCGGUGCUCUUGGAGCGACGAUUCCACCUGCUGGCCAAAAAGAACACGGACCUCAACGAUCAAGUCCUGGUUAAACAAAAUGAGCUCAAGGUGCAGGAGAAAAAGAUAAUGAUGGCCACCGCCAAGCUGGAUGAGGCCAUCCGCCAAAGGGAGGAAAUAUAUCGUUCGCGGGAAAAACUGAGAGUGGAGGUCACCCGUUUGAAUGACAUUGUGGCCGGAGUGCGACACGAAAUCGCCACCAUUCGUCACCAAAUGCAAGAUUUACUAACCGAUCUACUGCGAGCCAACAAGCAGCUGGACGAGAAGGACCUGCAGGUGCAGAAAAUAGCUCGGGAAAAGAGGGAGCAGAGCCUGGAACUCAAUGAUGCCUACAAGAAGAUCGAUGGGCUUGAGGAGACACUUGCCUUGAAAGCGGAGCGGUUAGAGCUGCUCCAAGUGGAGCUGCAGCAGAAGCAGCUGGACUUCACGAACGUCAAGAAGCAGAUGGAAGUGAUCCACUCGGAGAAGGUCAUGUUGAUUAAGACGAUGGACAUGUGCUCAAGGGACCGCUCCACGCUGCAGAAUACAAUGACCAAGUUGACGCAUCAGAUCAACCAGAUGACCAGCUCGCUGGCCAUUAACGAAAAGGAGAUUUCCAGCCUGAAGAACCAGAUUGAGCAGCUGAACCGAACUGUGAAGCAGAAGCAGAAUGAGAUUCACUCGAAAAGUCGCCUGUUGGCCAGCACAAAGUCGGAUCUUCGCGAGAUGAAGAUCCGUGUGGAGCAAGCCGCCCACACCAUUGACACCGAUGAAAAGCGAUUCAAGCACAUGGCCUGUGCCCUGGACGAGGUCACCAAGGAGAAGAGUCUGGUGGGCUUUCAAAUGGUUAGGAGGAAUGAUGAGGUGCGCCUGCUAAAGGAGAAACUGGAUAUGAUGCAGAAGGCCAUCGAUCGGGGAACCAUGCAAUACAACCAAAGGGUGGAGGACAUCAGAUUGCUCAAACUGGAAGUGGUAAACCUGCGAACUUCACACGAAUGCAUGCAGCGCGAGGUGGGAAACAAGGCGGCCAUGCGCCAUGAUGUGAUUCGAUUGGAGCGACAGCUCAACCAGGAGAGGCUCAGGGUAUCCGCCUACUCGGAGGAGCUGUCCCGCCCCUGUCGCAUCCAUCGUUGGCGUGUCUUGCUGGGCAAGGAUCCGCGCCGUUUCGAGUUGAUCCGCAAGAUUCAACAGCUCCUGAAGCGCAACAUACGGCUAUCAGUGGAACGGGAAAAAAAGGCCAAAGAGCUAGCGGCUUUGGAGCACGUUCACAAGGAGUUCAAGCGCCAGAUGACAUAUCUACCCGAUCCGAGUGUGCGCCAGAAGCUCUGCAUCCAGCAGCGCAUCAAUCGCCGCCAAACCCGCCAACUCAAGUCCAUGAAGGCUGAGCUCAGGAUCAACGAGAUCGACCUCAAGACCAGGGAGCACCUGAUAGAGGGUUUUCAGGAACAACUGCGCCUGCAUCACUGUGAAAACAAAGAUAACUUCAUUGGUAGAGGGGAUUUUUCUAUUCGCAAUGGCAAGGCGACCGAUGAUGAAUUCACGGAACAAGUGUUCGACAUGUCUGCCAACUGCGAAAGUUAAUCUAAACGAGCAGUGUGAUAGUACCAAAUAUACAUACAUAUCUACAUAUGGAGGACCACCUCCAUCGUCGAUAGGGUAUCUUUUACACUUUCAGAAUAUUAAAGAAAACCUUGU
Molecule: messenger RNA, 2892 nt
Organism: Drosophila erecta
Lineage: Eukaryota; Metazoa; Arthropoda; Insecta; Diptera; Drosophilidae
Product: cilia- and flagella-associated protein 58
Exons: 4
Coding region: 124-2778 (884 amino acids)
Cellular component (GO): cytoskeleton
Source: RefSeq, a predicted model, not a curated record